Messenger RNA from Alexandromys fortis (reed vole), 7172 nucleotides. RefSeq names its product NLR family CARD domain containing 5 (gene Nlrc5). The record is from RefSeq and is a predicted model, not a curated record. The transcript has 49 exons. The coding region runs from base 254 to 5821 and encodes 1855 amino acids. Gene Ontology annotation, biological process: positive regulation of MHC class I biosynthetic process; positive regulation of transcription by RNA polymerase II; negative regulation of type I interferon-mediated signaling pathway. Gene Ontology annotation, molecular function: protein binding. NCBI's taxonomy places the organism in Eukaryota, Metazoa, Chordata, Mammalia, Rodentia, Cricetidae. Gene Ontology annotation, cellular component: nucleus.
GCUUUGGGACUGGCACUUUUAAUCCACGUGAUUUCUCGGCAGCCGCGGCGGGUUCCAUGAACUAGCGAACAGCGCUAAGUGGCCACUUUCAGUUUCGCACCGAGCGCGGUGGAGCAGGCGUCGAGUCGCACCUGCACUAUGAAAACAGGACACAAACUGAAGGGCUUAAGACAAGGCCCAGACACUCCAGAGAGCCUCUGCGUGGGAACGCUGGACCAUCUAUCAUGAUCCAAGAAGCCAGGGCCAGCCUCUGAUGGACUCUGAGAGUCUCCGACUGAACACUGAGAACCUGUGGACCAGGCUUGUGAGUCUGCUGAGUAAAAACUCAGAAUGGCUGAGUGCCAAGGUUAGGUUCUACCUCCCUACCGUGGACCUGGAUGGCAGCAAGGCCCUUGACCCUGAGAGCAUUGAUGUUCAGCUCAGGAAGCUGCACACCCAGAGCCGGGCCACCUGGGAGUCUUUCAUCCAUAGUCUGUGCAUGGAGCUUGACGUGCCUCUAGAGCUGGAGGUACCACUGCUGAGCAUCUGGGGCCCAAAAGAUGAACUCUCUAAGCAGUUAGGAGCUGGUGAGGACAGCCAUCCUGGACCUCCGCUUCACCACGGUGUCAAGCGCCCUUUUCAGAGCUAUGGGUCCUCACCCCGCCGGAAGCACUGCAGGAAGCAGCAGCUAGAGCUCGCUGAGAAGUAUCUGAAGCUCCUGAAGACCUCUGCCCAGCAGUACCAUGGCGGUGAAUGCCCAGGAGCAAGGCGUACUCGUGCCUCCCCACAAGUCUACAUCCCCCCAAUUCUACAGUGGAGCCGGGGUACAGCACCCUUGGACGUUCAGGAGGGAGCCACUAAAGAAGACCCCGAGGCCACAGACGACACUGAUGUGAGCUUCCAGGAUCUCUUCAAUUUCAAGGCCCCCAAGGGACCUCGAGUGACAGUCCUGCUGGGAAAGGCUGGGAUGGGCAAGACCACGCUGGCACGUCGGCUCUGCUGGAGGUGGGCUGACGGUCAGCUGGACCGCUUCCGGGCUCUGUUCCUUUUUGAGUUCCGCCGGCUCAACCUGAUCACACAUUCGCUGACACUGCCCCAGCUCCUUUUUGAUCAGUGCCUGAGCCCCGAGUCAAACCCUGAUGCUGUUUUUCAGUACCUGGAGGAGAAUGCCCACCAAGUCCUGCUCAUCUUUGAUGGGCUGGACGAGAUCCUCCAUGCUAGUUCCACGGGCGCUGACAACAGAGGUUCAGCCCUCGCCCUCUUCUCCGACCUCUGCCGUGGGACCCUCCUGCCGGGCUGCUGGGUGCUGGCCACCUCUCGUCCUGGGAAACUGCCUGCCUGUGUGCCCACAGAGGCCGCCAUGGUGUACAUGUGGGGCUUUGAUGGGCAGCGGAUAGAGAAGUACGCCAGCCACUUCUUCAGUGACCUGCUGUUACAGGAGCUGGCCCUGGCGGAAAUGAGAGCCAAUGAGCGCCUCCGGGGAAUGUGUGCAGUACCUGCACUGUGCAGGGUCGCCUGCUUCUGCCUCGGCCGCCUGCUUCCCGGAAGCCCUCCAGGGCAGUCUACGGCCCUCCUGCCCACCGUAACCCAGCUGUUCCUGCAGAUGGUGGAAACGUUUAGCCCCCAUGGGACUCUGCCUGCCACAUCCUUGUUGGGCCUUGGGAAGGUGGCCCUUAGUAGACUGGACAUUGGGAAGGUCAUUUUCUCUAUGGAAAAAGACAUUAGUCCUUCCCUGAUGGCUUUUGGAGCGGCCCACAGCCUCCUGACCUCCUUCUGUAUUCGUACCAGCCCUGAGCACCAAGAAAUAGGCUAUGCCUUUGCCCACCUUAGCCUGCAAGAGUUCUUUGCCGCUCUGUAUCUGAUGGCCAGUGACACGGUAGACAAAGAAACACUCACCUACUAUGUCACACUCAAUUCCCAUUGGGUGCUGCGGACCAAAGCUAGGCUGGGCCUCUCCGACCAUCUCUCUACCUUCCUGGCAGGCCUGGCAUCCCACAACUGUCGUGCAUUCCUUUGCCACCUGGCUCAACAAGAGGAAGCCUGGGUGAGCUCCAGGCAGGCUGCUGUUGUUCAGGUGCUGAGGAAGCUGGCUAGCCGGAAGCUUACGGGGCCAAAGAUGAUAGAAUUGUAUCACUGUGUGGCUGAGACCCAGGAGCUGGAGCUGGCGCAGUUCACUGCCCAAAACCUCCCCGUCCAGCUCUCCUUCCACAAUCUCCCACUGACCCGUGCAGACCUGGCUGCACUGGCCAACAUUUUGGAGCACAGGGUUGCCCCCAUUCACCUGGAUUUUGAUGGCUGCCCACUGGAGCCCCAAUGCCCAGAGGCUCUGGUAGGAUGUGGUCAAGUUGAGAAUCUCAGCUUUAAAAGCAGAAAGUGUGGGGAUGCCUUUGCAGAAGCCCUGGGCAGGAGCUUGCCUACUAUGGGGAGCCUGAAGAUACUAGGGUUAACAGGAAGUAAGAUCACAGCCCAAGGCAUCAGGCACCUGGUACAGGCUUUGCCCCUCUGUUUCCAGCUGGAGGAGGUCAGCUUGCAUGACAACCAGCUGAAGGACCCAGAGGUGAUGAGCCUUGUGGAGCUGCUCCCUUGCCUGCCAAAGCUCCAGAAACUUGACCUGAGCAGAAACAGCGUCUCCGUGUCAGCAUUGCUGUCCGCGGUGAAGGUGGCCAUCACGUGUCCUACUGUCAGAAAGCUGCAGGUCAGGGAGUCCGACUUCAUCUUCCUUCUGUCCCCGAUUGCAGAGACAGCUGUGCAGCAGUCAGGAGCAUCAAACCUACAGGACAAAGACAGCCUGAAGGAAGAAAGACAGAGCCUGGAACUCAGGCUUCAGAGAUGUCAGCUCAGGGUCCAUGAUGCAGAAACCCUUGUGGAGCUACUCCAGAAAUGUCCCUGCCUGGAAGAAGUGGAUCUUUCAGGGAACCAUCUGGAAGAUGAAGGCUGUCGACUUGUGGCAGAGGCUGCUUCCCAGCUGCGAAUUGCCCAGAAACUGGACCUCAGUGACAAUGGCCUCUCUAAGACUGGGGUGACCUAUGUGUUGAGAGCCAUGAAAACAUGUGGGACCCUGAAGGAGAUGCAUAUCAGCCUGCUGACCAACACCGUGGUACUCACAUUUGCCCAGGAGCCAAGGGAGCAAGAGGGGAGCUGCAAGACGGAGGCACCACUUACCAGCUUUGCAUUUUCUUUGACCUCGGAGAUGUCCGGGAGCUCUCGAAGAAUCAGGCUGACACAAUGUGGCUUCCUGGCCAAGCACACAGAGAGGCUCUGCGAGGCGCUGAGAGCCAACUGCGAGCUCCACCACUUGGAUCACCUUGACCUAUCAAACAACUCUCUGGGGGAUGAAGGGGUGGCCCUACUAGCCCAGCUGCUCCCAGGACUAGGUCCCCUGCAGUCCUUGAACCUUAACAGGAACGGUGUGUCCCUGGAUGCUGUGUUUGGCUUGAUCGCAUGCAUGUCUUCCGGGCAGUGGGUGUUCCACCUAGAUGUCAGCCUUGAGAAUGACCACGUCCUCCUUCGAGGAGCUGGAACAAGCAGGGAUGCACUAGCUGGCAGAUGUGGACAAGAGCCCCCAGCUGGAGCCCCGUUACUGGCAGGCAGUCAGCGCUGCACCUCCAGGAGCUUCAGCCUUCAGGGGUGUCAACUGGAACCUCGGAGUCUUGCCUGCCUCUGUACUGCUCUGGAGAAGUGCCCAGGGCCUCUGGAAGUCAACUUGUCCUGCAAGACCCUGUGUGAUGAGAGCCUGAAGACCCUGCUGCAGUGUCUGCCCCAGCUGCCCCAGCUCAGCCUGCUGCACUCCAGAGGAUCCGAUGCCUUCUUCUGCACUCUUUGGGGAUGCUGCCUCUUCCAUACACACAGGCUGAACCACACAGUCCUAUCUUCAAAGAGCCCCUUCCUGCUAGCCGACAUCUUCAACCUGUGCCCACGAGUUCAGAAGGUCACUCUCAGGUCCCUAUGCGAUGCUGCCCUGCACUUUGGCUCCAAGGAAGAGCAAGAGGGUAUAUGCUUUGGCUUUCCGGGGUGCAGCCUCGGCCAGGAGCAGGUGGAGUCACUGUGUUGUGCACUGAGCAGCUGCAACGGUCUCAUCCAGCUUGACCUCAGGGACAACCUGCUGGGUGACGGUGGGCUCAGGUGCCUUCUGGAAUGCCUGCCACAGUUACCCAUCUCUGGAUGGCUUGACCUCAGCCACAAUGGCAUCUCUCAGGAAGGGGUCCUGUGCCUGCUGGAGACCCUGCCUUCCUGCCCUCGUGUCUGUGAGGUCUCUGUGAGUCUGGACUCUGAGCAGGACUUCCGGAUACGCUUGUCCAAAGAGGAAGAAGCUGGGACAAUAAUGAGGCUAUGUGAGUGCAGCUUCAGUCCAGAACACAUAUCCAGACUGGCUACCAGCCUGAGCCAGGCCCAACAGCUGACAGAGCUCUGGCUGACCAGGUGCCACUUGGACCUGCCACAACUGACCAACCUCCUGAGUCUGGUGAAUCGACCAGCAGGGUUGCUGGGCCUCAGGUUGGAAGAGCCCUGGGUGGGCCACAUCAGCUUACCAGCUGUGGUGGAAGUCUGUGCCCAGGCCUCAGGAUGCCUCACUGAAUUAAGCCUCUCCGAGACCCAGCUGUGGCUCUGGCUGGAAUUUCCUCACCAGGAAGACAAUUCCGAGGCCAUGGCAAACAGGUUGGCUCACUGUGACCUGGGAACUGACCACAGUCUUCUUAUGAGACAGUUGAUGGAGACAUGUACCAGACUGCAACAGCUCAGCUUGUCUCAGGUUAACUUCAGUGACGAUGACACCACCAAGUCCAGGCUGCUGCAGAACCUCCUGCUGUCUAGCUGUGAACUCAAAACCUUCCGACUGACCUUCAGCUGCGUAAGCACAGAGAGCCUGGUCCACCUGGCAUCUGGUCUGAGAUACUGCCACCAUCUGGAAGAGCUGGAUUUCUCUAACAACCAUCUCUUUGAGGAGAACAUAGAGCUACUGAUGGGAGUCCUUCAGGGGACCUGCAGGCUAAAGAGGCUGCACCUCAAUCACGUUCCACUGGAAGUCUCCUCCCUGGCCUUGCUCAUUCAAGGACUAAGUCACAUGACCCUACUGCAGCACCUUAGCUUGAGACACGACCAGAUUGGAGACGCGGGUACCCAGAACUUAGCGGCCAUCUUGCCAAAGCUUCCAGGGCUCAGGAAGUUAGACCUCUCAGGGAACAGCAUUGGCCCAGCGGGGGGAGUGCCGUUGGCAAAGUCUCUCAUCCAUUGCAGGUGCUUGGAGGAGAUCAUACUGGGCAACAAUGCUCUGGGGGACCCCACGGCCCUAGGGCUGGCUCAGAGAUUGCCUCCACAACUGAGGGUCCUGUGUCUGCCAUCCAGCCAUCUGGGUCCUGAGGGGGCCCUGUGCCUGGCCCAGGCCCUGGAGCAAUGCCUACACAUAGAAAAGUUCAGCUUGGCAGAGAAUAACCUGGCUGGAUGUGUCCCACAUUUCCGCAAGAGUCUCCCACUGCUCAGACAAAUUGACCUGAUUUCCUGCAAAAUUGAUGACCAAGUUGCCAAGCACCUUGCCGCCAGCCUCAUGCUCUGCCCAGCUCUGGAAGAAAUCUUGCUGUCCUGGAACUUCCUGGGUGACAAGGUGGCUGCUGAGUUGGCCCAGGUCCUGCCACAGAUGGGGCAGCUGAAGAGAGUGGACUUGGAGAAGAACCGGAUCACAGCAUGUGGAGCCCAACUCCUGGCUCAGGGGCUGGUCCAGGGCUCCCGUGUGCCAAUCAUUCGCCUCUGGAACAACCCCAUUCCUGCCGAGGUGGCCCAGCGUCUACAGAGCCUGGAGCCCAGGUUGGACUUUGCCUUCUUUGACCAGCAGCCCCAGGCUCUUUGAAGAACUUGAUGGACCUCUCAAGACUCUUGGGACCAGCCCAGUGACAACCACAUCACCCACCAGGAAAAGGGGCUCAGGAGAAGAGCCUCAGUUGGUGCCCAGCAUCCUAUGAAUGCCCCAGCGGGGGAAGAGUGUGUUUGUUUUAUCACGAUCCUUAGGGAGAACUUUCUUGGGAACUGAGAGCUUUGACUAAAAGAGGACCGUACAUCAUAUAUGGCAUGUGUUACCAGUGGGACACUGGCACAAUGAGAGUACUAUGAUGUCAUAUAUGACAGGGAAGGCUUUGUAUGGUGCACUGUGACCAAGACACGGAAGGUCAUACUCACGACAGAGUAGGUCAUAUAUGUGGCAUUACGUGGAACUUACAGUGAGUGUGGUAUCUGGUCAGUGGCUCUUAGCACCGUAAAUAGUGGUGUAUGUGAUCAGGGAUCCACCUAUGACAUGCUGUCUAUAUCAUAUAACACUCAGCUUGCCAGGGGACCACAGGCAAGUCCAAGACCUAAUUUAUUACUAUUUAAAAAACAGAAAACUAGGCGAAUAAUAUAGGCCUCAUAGCUGUUCAGGAAUCUGAGGCAGAGGGGUUGCAAAUUUGAUACACUCCUGUCUCAAAAGGUUAAAAAGGACUGGGAUUCAGCUUAGUGGGAGAAUGCUUGCCUAGCAUGUGAAAUCCUAAGCUGGAUACUCAGUAUCUUUUCUUUCUUUUUUCUUUUUUCUUUUUUUUUUUUUUUGGUUGGUUUUUCGAGAUAGGGUUUCUCUGUAGCUUUGGAGCCUGUCCUGGAACUAGCUCUUGUAGACUAGGCUGGUCUCGAACUCACAGAGAUCCGCCUGCCUCUGCCACCUAAGUACUGGGAUAAAAGGUGUGCACCACCACUGCAUAGCAAAGUAUUAUUUCUUUAAAAGUAUUUAUAAGUGAAUCUGGAGCAGCUAAGUGAUAGCAUUUCUGCCCUGGGCUGGGAGGGAGAGAACUGACUGGCUCAACAGCCUAUAGUCAGGGCUCUGGGCAUGCGGAGGACUCAGCACGAAGUCCCCUCCUACCGGAGCUCGGUUCUCCCUUCUGUUCUUUGGUAGCCCUCCCUUCCAAGGAUUUUCAGCCCAGGCUUAGGAGCUAGUUUGAUCUUGGGACAGUUCAAACUCACCUGUUCUUUCCUGGUUUAAGGAACAAAGCCAAACAUAAGGGUCCAGGGAUGGGUACUUUUAGGACAUUAGGUAAGGCCACUGGGCCCACCCACUACCUCAGCAGGAUUCUGAAACCCCUUGAGGCUCCGUGUUUUUUGUAACUUCCAAGAGGGGGAAAGAUAGCCUCGUUACACUCCAAGUUAAACGAUCAAUAAACGCAGUCUUCCUACCCGUG